AAGAUAGAAGUAAAAUGGGAGAAAUAGGAAUGCCCGGAGAUAGAGAAAUAGAGAAAUAGAAAGGCCUCCCUACAACACUGCAAUGUGAGAGCUUGGAUUCGGUCUGCCUGAUUAAGUGAGGCGAUGAGCACGAUGAGCACCUGGGCGGCUAGCAGCUUAUGCGCCGCAGGUCACCGAAGACAGGCACGAAUUAACAUCAGUAAGGCCUCCCCACAAAAAGGCAAUGAGAAGGCUUGGAUUCGGUUUGCCUGAUAGAGCUUGUAAGCCCCUGCAGGCUCGACCAGAGCAUGCGCUGCGGGGCACCGAACACAGGCACGCAUCAGCGCCUAAAAACCUCCUCACAACAUGGCGAAGAGAGGACCCGGAUUCGGUUUGCCUGAUUGUAAGAACCUGUGGCAACUCUAGCAAGUAGAGCAGAGUGUGUGCUGCGGGACACCGAAGACAGGCGCGUAUCAACGCCAAAAAUAAAAAGAAAGGGGGAUCUGUGGGGAGCAAACCGGACUAGACUGAGUUACUGGAAUUAAGACUUAUUCUAUGCAUCUGCUCUCCCACAAUAUGGCGCUGGGAGAGAAGUAAACAGCUUCCGCACAGCUGCCUCCAGUUCAACUAAUAAACUGUAGGACUUGCUCCUGAUUGGAGAGCAGCGUACUCGGCGUGUGGGCAGCCGAGUUGGGAUUGGCGGAGGAGGACUAUAAAGGAGGAGAGAGACGGCAUGCACCAGGGAACAUCUAUGGGGAACAUCUAAGGGAACCCGUGCAGCCCCCGAGAGAACCGGCCGGCGGUGUGCCGCUCCCCUGCGGAAGUGGGGAAUGUGGCCAGGGGGAACUGCCCUUCCACGGAGGUGGAAGGGAUAGUAGCCAACCCGGGAAGAACCAGCAGCAAACCCGGGGAGGGCCGAGCAGACGAAAGAACAGCGCAGGGUCCUGUGUCGUUCCUCCACGAAGAGGGGGAGCGACAAUAUAACUUGUCUUAAUUGGGUCUGCAAAUUUUAUUAGCAGUUUGCUCUGUUGCCAUAUAAAAUUCUUAGUCAUGUGACUAGGUGGUGUCUCCCAAAGAUGACAUUACACUAAUGUCUAAUAUGCUGGCACAUGCUAUUCCUGACCCAGAUCUGUUUUAAGAAAUAGUUUUCUUUCACUGAAGCACAUGGGUUCUCAGCCCAUUUCUUAUUCUGACGUGGUGGAGAGGUGGAUAUAAAGGUACAGAAAUGUAUUUUAUGGGUUUUUUGUUUGUUUUGUUGUCUACUUGCACUGGUUUCCCUCUAACAUAGAGCUUCCCAACUUUAGCUGCACAUUGGAAUAAUUUGAAGAGCCUUAUAAAAUACUGAUGCCUGGUCCCUAUCCCCAAAAAUUCUGAUGGAGGCUUUAGUUCUGGGGUUUUAAAGGUUCCCCAGGUCAUUCUGAUGUGCAGCCAGGAUUGCAGCUUGUGUCUCUCUAGUUUUCCACCCGCCUGAAAGUAGAAGUGAGGACAGGAUUUGUCUUUGCAUAUAGCCCACCCAAUUAUAACUGAGCCUUUCAGGUUUGUAGAAGUGGAGGACGAAGCCCAGAAAGGGACUGUGUUUCUUUCUGGGGUGGUCCUUGUGGGCUGGCCAGCAAGAUGGAUGCUGUGUUAGGCCUUGCAACUGUACUUUCAGAUCCAUCUUAAUAUGAUAUUUUCCCUGCUUGGGUUAUAUUUCUCUCUAAGGUGAGUCACAGCCGCAUUGUUUAUAAGAUAAGUAUUCCUAUCAUCCAGAUCUUUUUUUCUUUCCAGUCCAGAUGUGCCUAAGGUACUUGUGAGCACACAUGCAAAUACUAUUCCAUGUUGACUUGGAGCCAGAGACAUUCAGAAAGACAAUGAAUACAUUUCCAUCUUAUGGCCUUCUGGUAUACUUCAUCACUUACUACUAGCUUUGGCCCUGUGAGAAAUGCAUAGCUUCCAAACCAGGCAAGAAAUUUCAAAUCACUGUUUGAAGCAGUUGUUGGAAAACAUAUUUUUCUUCUAAUGGAAUUCUCUUUGGGGCAAGGAAUUUAAUUUAAAAAAAUAGUAUGCCUCAUUCCCCAGACUAAACUAAUUUCCCAGAAAACGCCUAAAACUUGAUGCCCAUGCUGAAAAAAAAACAGUGAAGAGAGGGAAGAAGGUCUGGACUUUCCUGCUGAAUGUUCCCACGGAUGUUGUAUGUGCGGUAUCGGUGUUAUUGUAGCAGUAUCUCAUGUUUGCUGACUGUAGGGCUGAAUUCAGUGUCACAUUUAAUUGGAAUAGGAAGCACACUCCAGUUUGUGCAGUUUGUGUAUGAAGCAGAUAAACUGGAGCUGAAAGGCCAGUGGUUGGCUGAGGACCAGAACCCAUAACCCCAGCUGCAUGCUGCAACGUGAGACUCCAGAAACCUUUGAGCAAAGCUGAGUGCCGUAGCCUGGGCUGGGACAUUCUCUCGCUAACACAUGGUCUGGCGAAAGGAACUCCCCUCUUUGUAUCUUUUAUGUAUUUCCAAAGGCUGCUGCUCUUCCCAUUUUGGCUUUCUUUUUUUUGGCCUCCUGCCUCCCUCCUUUCUGUCCCUCACCUUGACUGUUCCGAACUUUGUGGCUCAUUCAGUUCUACAGAGGACUUGAUUUUGGAGGGUGAUGCUGCUGAUACCCAUGAACCUGGGCUGCAUGAAAGCAUUAGUGCUUUGGCCGAACAUUGUUUUGAAGCUCCCUCUCCCGUUGGUUACAGUCCCAGUAGUCCUGGCCAGAUUCUAGAAGACUCCAGCUACUUUUUUCCAGACUUUAAGCUCUAUUCUGGGAGGCAUGAAGCAUCUGCUUUGACGGUAGAGGUGAACGGUAGCAUCAGGGAAAAAGUUGUUGAGGAUCCACUCUGUAACUUCCACUCCCCAAACUUCCUAAGGGUCUCAGAGGUGGAAAUGAGAGGUUCCGAGGAUGCGGCAGCUGGAACAGUGUUACAGCGGCUGAUCCAGGAGCAACUGCGGUAUGGCACCCCGACCGAGAACAUGAACUUGCUGGCCAUUCAGCACCAGGCCACAGGGAGUGCAGGACCAGCCCACCCUCCAAAUAGCUUUUCUUCCACGGAAAACCUCGCUCAAGAAGACCCACAAAUGGUCUACCAGUCAGCACGCCAGGAGCCGCAGGGUCAAGAACACCAGGUGGACAACACGGUGAUGGAGAAACAGGUCCGCUCCACUCAGCCUCAGCAGAACAACGAGGAGCUGCCCACGUACGAGGAGGCCAAAGCGCAGUCGCAGUUCUUCAGGGGGCAGCAGCAGCAGCAGCCGCCACAGCCGCAGCAGGGGGCUGUGGGCCACGCCUACUACAUGGCCGGGGGCACCAGUCAGAAGGCCCGCACGGAGGGAAGGCCCACGGUGAACCGUGCCAACAGCGGCCAGGCCCAUAAGGACGAGGCGCUGAAAGAACUGAAGCAGGGCCACGUCCGCUCGCUCAGUGAGAGGAUCAUGCAGCUGUCCCUGGAGAGGAACGGGGCCAAGCAGCACCUCCCUGGCUCAGGGAGUGCAAAGGGGUUCAAGGCAGGAGGGGGACCCUCCCCAGCCCCGCCUGCUGGCAAAGUGCUGGACCCGCGCGGUCCACCGCCCGAGUACCCCUUCAAGACCAAGCCCAUGAUGUCCCCGGUCAGCAAGAACCAGGACCACGGACUCUUCUACAGUGACCAGCACCCCGGGAUGCUGCACGAGAUGGUCAAGCCAUACCCUGCGCCCCAGCCCGCGAGGACAGAAGUGGCCGUGCUGAGGUACCAGCCGCCCCCGGAGUACGGGGUGACCAGCCGUCCGUGCCAACUUCCUUUCCCGUCGACAGUGCAGCAGCACAGCCCCAUGUCCUCCCAGACCUCCCCAGUCAGUGGGCCGCUGCACUCCGUCUCCUUGCCGCUUCCACUUCCGAUGACCCUGGCCGCUCCACAGCCCCCACCUGCCGCCUCCCCGAGCCAGCAGCUUGGUCCAGAUGCAUUUGCGAUCGUGGAGCGAGCCCAGCAGAUGGUGGAGAUCCUCACCGAGGAGAACCGGGUGCUUCACCAGGAACUUCAGGGUUACUACGACAACGCUGACAAACUCCACAAGUUUGAAAAAGAACUUCAGAGGAUUUCAGAAGCCUAUGAGAGUCUGGUCAAGUCCACCACCAAGCGAGAGUCACUGGACAAGGCAAUGAGAAACAAACUGGAAGGCGAAAUUAGAAGACUUCAUGAUUUCAACAGAGACCUGCGAGACCGACUGGAGACUGCCAACAGGCAACUUUCCAGCAGGGACUACGACGGGCACGAAGACAAAGCUGCAGAAGGGCAUUCUGCUUCCCAGAACAAAGAAUUCUUGAAGGAAAAAGAGAAGUUAGAAAUGGAGUUAGCGGCAGUGCGGACUGCGAGUGAGGACCACCGGAGGCACAUUGAGAUCCUGGACCAGGCUUUGAGCAACGCCCAGGCCAGGGUCAUCAAGCUGGAAGAGGAGUUACGAGAGAAGCAAGCCUAUGUGGAGAAAGUUGAGAAGCUGCAGCAGGCCCUGACCCAGCUGCAGUCCGCAUGCGAGAAGCGGGAGCAGAUGGAGCGGAGGCUGCGGACCUGGCUGGAGCGAGAGCUGGAUGCGCUGAGAACCCAGCAGAAACAUGGAAAUGGCCAGCCAGCUAGCAUGCCAGAAUACAAUGCCCCGGCCCUCAUGGAGCUUGUGCGGGAAAAGGAGGAGCGGAUCCUGGCCCUGGAGGCUGACAUGACCAAGUGGGAGCAGAAGUACCUGGAGGAGAGCACCAUUCGGCACUUUGCCAUGAACGCCGCAGCCACCGCUGCAGCAGAAAGAGACACCACGAUCAUCAACCACUCUCGGAAUGGCAGCUACGGCGAGAGCUCCCUGGAGGCUCACAUCUGGCAGGAAGAGGAGGAGGUGGUGCAGGCCAACAGGAGGUGUCAGGACAUGGAGUACACUAUUAAAAAUCUCCAUGCCAAAAUCAUAGAGAAGGACGCCAUGAUUAAGGUCCUUCAGCAGCGGGCCCGGAAAGACGCGGGCAAGACAGACUCCUCAAGCCUGCGGCCUGCCCGCUCCGUGCCGUCCAUCGCGGCUGCCACUGGGACGCACUCCCGGCAGACCUCCCUGACCAGCAGCCAGCUGGCCGAGGAGAAGAAGGAAGAGAAGACCUGGAAGGGGAGCAUAGGGUUGCUGCUGGGGAAGGAGCACCAUGAACACGCCUCUGCCCCGCUGCUGCCAACCCCCCCAGGCUCAGCACUGCCCCCUGCAGCCUCCACCACGUCAGCCAGCAGUGCCCAUGCUAAGACGGGCAGCAAAGACAGCAGCACCCAGACGGACAAGAGCACUGAACUCCUCUGGCCCAGCAUGGCCUCCCUCCCCAGCCGUGGCAGGCUGAGCACCACUCCUUCCAACAGCCCCGUCCUGAGACACCCCGCGGCCAAAGCAGUGGCGGAGAAACUGGACACCUCUCCUGGCCACGGGAAGUCACCUGACCACAGGAGCCGUGUCAGCAGCCUGCUGCACAAGCCCGAGCUCCCCGAUGGCGAGAUGAUGGAAGUGCUCAUCUAACUCUGCGUCCCUGUGAACUUCCUGACGGAACCCUGACGAGCAAGGAAGGUGGCGGAGAGGAGGAGAAAGCUCAAGAAGGUGUGGAGGAAAAUCAGGAACGCUGUGAACUGCUAAGAGGUUUCAGAGGAGUGGGAACACUUUCGAUAAAUGUUAGAAACGAGAGCGGGAGCCUACAUGACUGAAGAUGGAGGAGAAUGCCAUGGCCAUGGAUUUUUAUUCUCUGUAGUGGAAGACAGAAAAUGCAUGUAGGUUUGGAAACAAAGUUAAGUAGAAAUAGGACGUGGACUUUUUCUUUGUACAGAAAAUGUAUCUCUGGCUAUAAACAGACAAACCUGAACAUGGAUUUCCUGGGAAUAGCCCUGUUCUCCUUGCCUUCAGCAUGUUUGGUUUAAGAACCUCCUAGAAAUCCCUAGAGCCAUCUUAGUGUAUGACAGUGUUGCCCACGCUGCACACGGGGUGUCCUGUAGGAGUGUGUGUGUCUGAGAAGAAAUGUCCAGGGAUGACGGGGGAUUGGGAAGGUGCUCUCCACCUGAUUACCUGUCCAGUUUGGAUUUUCAGGAGGUGGUAAGGAUCCUCAGCUUCUUUGGAUUCAGCAGUAUUUUCUCAACAGGAUGGAAGUGCUGGCAGCUCGGGCUCAUCCUCCCUAACCUCCGAGUUCAUCUCUGUCUCAGCUCUGUAAUUUUACUUUUGUGUUUGUUCCUUCCUUUGUAAUCAGACUUGGCAGAACUCCCGAGGCAUGGGAUUCAUAAGCGCAGUGUCUGAAGUGGCAUCGUCCCUGCUGUGUUUAGCAGUGGCCAGUUACCAGGAGGACAAGGCCAGAUGCUGGCUCCCUGGCUGCUUUAUCCACUUGGCGUAGUUGGGCUGCAGCUGCUAAUCUCAUCCUGACUAUGCACUAGGUAAGGUCUGAUGAGGCAGGAGAGCCCCGGCUCACCAUGUACAUCUUACAUUAAGAUCACGGCACUGGCUUUGUCACUCUCCCGUCAGCUUUCUUGUGAGGAGUUGAAAUUUCCAUCAUUUUGUUCUGUGUAAGACGUUCAGGGCAGCCCUCCAGGAACUGGAUGAGAGUUUGCAAACCAUUUUGUUUUGGGGUCAUCCAGAAUCUCACCAGGCGCCCUGUGCCACUUUCUCAUUGUCUCAUACACCUGUUCACCACGCUGCCUUCCCCCUUGCACUCCUCUGACUGCUGGGGAUGAACGUGCAGGCUUCUGUGUGUGGGUCUUUCUCUGCCGGGAACUUGCUUUGUUACCUGAUAGGCCAAUCUAUAUAGAGGAUGUGGUUAGGGUUUUUGGAGGUUUCAGUUUGGGGGACAGCUUAUCCAAAGUGAGGCCGAAAUGCCAUGGAGAGAGCACGGGAGUGAGUCGGGUGCUGGGGCUCUGUACCCUUGCUGCGAUGUUUCACGGGACUCCUCUGCUGGCUUCCUCCACCGUCCAGGAGGUGCUGGACCAGAUAAAGAGAGGAGAAGCUAAUCAGGCUGCCAGGUGCUCCUGCACGAUCUGAUGUUGUUCUCCCUCCAGCUCAACUGGAUCUGUGUUUUCUCAGCUCCCAAAAAUCUGUCCGUCCAGUAUUUAUUCAGGUGCCCCCUGAAUGAAACCUCGAAGGCAAUGCUUCUUGGGAAACCUGCUUGGCAGGCUUCUUCUAGGACUGGUCUUUGGAGAGUGACCUGGGUGAAGUUACACGGCUUCGGCAAGAUAGGCCUCUGAGCCCCCCCCCCCAGAAGACGAAGCGGGAGCUGACUCUCGCAAGCUCUGCCCUGUGGUGGGCCCUCAGCUUUGUGCUGCCUCCUCUAGUCUCACAUUGAGCAGCAGAUAAGUAUGGUGCAGGCUGGGAAACUGAGGCGGCCCCCAGACUGAGCGCCAAGCUCACCCCGUGUUCUGUGGUGUGGGAAGAGCAUGGGAGGCCCCGGAAGUGGGGGAAGGGGUUGAGUGUGAAUGUGAGAGGGAUGGAGCCCAGUGAUGGCAUCCCAGUCACUGUUCCCUAUCACUUCUCUCCAGGAAUGAGGUUCAGUCAAUGGCAGCUAACUCUCUUAAGGACAUGGCGACUCCAAUUCAUGUUGGGGACGGACCAGAAAAGAAAGAAAAGCAACCCUGCCAGCCUCCACCACAUGUCUGGGCCACCCCAUGCUUCGGGCGUCUCCCUAGCAGUGGGUUAGAGCCAGGGCCCCAGCCGUGUUGCUCCCGAAGCCUGGUCCUCGCGCCCUAGAUACUGCAUUUUGGUGCAUCUGGGCAUGACACUCACUCAACUCUUCUGGGUCUCCCAGAAUUGUUUUUUGUUUUGUUUUUGUUUUUGAGUUUUUUUUUUUUUUUAAUACCAGAUGUUUUCAUUGUCAAAACACAAGUGGAGAGAGCACCGUUUCUCAGGCUGUCAGCUACAGCUGUGCCGCAGUCAUCAUCAGUCUUUUCAUUUCCUCCCGAGCUCACUGGGCCUCUUCCUUGGGAAGGAGGGCCACCAGCUUUAAAAUGUCUUCGGCUGCACUUGCAUUGCAGUGAGCUUUCCUGAGGCUGAGCUCGCCUACAGGAAAAAGGGGUCACAGGUACCUCCCACUCCGGGGCACUUUACAGUAUCUUAUCUCAUUGGAUUUUCAGAAAAACGCUUCCAGCGAUGUGUUUAGUGCUGUGUGCAAGCACUGUGCUACCUUCUGUUAGUCCCCACGCCACCUGGGGUUUGCAUACCUUUUAUUAUCCUGAAGACAUGGGUGCCUAAAUGGGCUCAGAGAAGUUGAGUCCCUCCUCAAAGCCUCGCAGCCAGAAGCUGGGAUUUAAAACAAGGGUGUAGAGGAAGAGCUGUGCCUACACCAUGGCUUCCCAUGCCCAGCCUCCCUGUGGUGGUGUGUGUGCACACAUGUACAUAGGCACGUGCACAUGGCUGUCACACAUCUUAGGGUGUGAGAAAGAGGACUGCCCCCAGAACUCCUGUUAAAACUAUUACUGCCUACAGGUCCAAACAGCUAAGCUGCCAGGAAAAACACUGUUUUCCAAAAAUGUCAGAGUCUGUGCAGAAAUUAGCAUUUUCUUCUCCCAGCAUUUCUUCUGCUUCCCAGAGGUUGGUAGGCAGGGGCGGUGUGGACUUCACACUGUAGCCAUGCGUGCAGAGCAGGGCUGUCUCAGAGAGUAGGGAGUGAUGGAGCCCUUGUGGUCUCACUCCUGCUGAGGCUGCUCUUUGGAUCUCAUGGGUGAGUUUGACUGCACAGGGCUGGGAGUGGAUAUAGAGACAGUUGAUGCAAAUGAGUACUGAACUUGAACCAGAACUCGGUGGUUCUGUUGCUCUGAGAGUGCUCCCUGCAGAGAAGCUGGUCCUCACCAUCCUUGCUCUCACCUGGCUCUGCCCUCAGCCACCUGUAUCCUCGCGAUGGAGUGCCUGAAACAUCUUUGUCCUACUGGAGUGAGCAAGCUUGCCCCAGUAGACUUUCUGAGUCCCCAAAACUUGGGGAAACACAGGCAAGGCUGGCAUUUAGGAGGCAGUGAAGAGCGCGUUGGAGCGGAAAAGUUUUGAGGCAGGGAGCUCACACGCGGACCUCUGGGAGCUGUGCUGAGCAAAGAGAGGGCUUCUUCCAAAGCCAAAGUCUUGUUCCACAUCUGCCCUGGAGCGAGUGGAGUGUGCUAAGUGAUCUCGCGUACCCCUCUCAAACAGAGAGGUGUUGUACCCAUGGUGUGGAGAUCCUGUGGAUGCUCUUAAGUGGAAAAGGCUUUUAAGUAGCCAGAAGUCAUCCAGCUCACCAUAGCUGCUCCACAUCCUAAAAGCUAAGGCAGCCACGGCACAUGCUCUAUCAAUUUCUCUCCCCCAUCCCCAAUUAAUCAGUGUGUUUAAACUGUCUGCCUUUGGUGUGAGGAUUUGAGUGUGUGUGGGGGCAGGGGGGCUUACCUCUGAUGUGUUGCCCCAUGGGGAGAUGUAGAUAGUAAUGAAGAAGCUAUGGUCAGCGUUUCAAUGAAUGAAUUUCUUCAAGAGCCAAUGAGCAAAGGAUUCUUUCUUUUGCAGUGGCAUGCCAUCUCAUUUAGUAGUUGAAUGGUACCUAAAGACGUGUGUGUGUUUGUGAGAGAGAGAGAGAGAGAACAAGCGAGCACAUGUGUGCAGCAUGCCUGUACAGUUGUGUGUGAAUUUUCUGUUCUGAAAGUCUAGAAGAUCCAAGUGUUUCCACUCACCCCACUUUCCUCAAAGGCGUUCCCUUGGGAACAUUUAUGGAAUUCCUCUAUCCGAAUAGCCUUCGGGGCCUGGCACGUUCCUUUGCUUCCCCUAGAAAUGAGAAGCCUUUGGGGAUAGAGUUCAGUGCCGGAAAUAAUCCCAAGUUAUUCCUAGCACAGCUGGAUGAAUAAGUAUGGCAGUUAAGGUAAUUCACGCCCUGUUAGUUUCUGAAAAGGUAAGAAGUGCCCUGCAAUGAGUCUUCGGUCUCAUAGCCUCUCAGAGUGACCUCUCCAGGGGAGAACAGUACGAAUAGUCACGUUUAACAGCCUGUUCUCCUGCCAUGCCUCGUAUGCAUCCCCACCUCUGUGCACACUACAGACGAAAGUGCAUAUUCCUUAGUAGGUAUUCCGUAAGCUGGUGUUAGGUUUAGGUGCAUGUUAUUGUCAUGUUAUGCUGUGACUGAGGUGUUUGUCAUGAAACUUUUAAAAUACUAUUCUCUAUAUAAGGAAGCAUAUAUACAGCAUUUUCUUAGAUCAGCUCCCUGAAGUUUUGAUGCCCAGUGUUGUGUUUACAUGUGACUUUGCCUAGGAUUCUGUUCACAUCUAGACACCUGUAAGUAUUUAUUACAAAACAGAAUGUAAGCAAGUUUAUCCACAGUGGUUGGACUUCAACCAAGAUGUUUUUCCCUUUGGAGGAGAGGCAGGGAGCCUCCUUCUCCAUGAAGCAUUUACACAGUGUGGAAAAGCCUGCGAAACAAGGGCAAGGCGGGCACCAGGUUUCAGCCCGAACGCUGACAUCCCUGGUGCCUCCGCUCUCUCCGCCUGCUCCGUGUGCGUGCGUUGCUGCGCUUGGUGGCAGUGUGCUGUGUUGCUUCCCGGGGUCCCCGAUGCCUGGGGUAACCUUGGAGCAUCUUCGUGCUGCUGGUCUGUAGUGAGGGGCGAUGUUCAGCCCAGAUGGGUGCGUGUGCAGAGUGCCAGGGGGGAGUCCACAAACACGCGUGUCCCCCACGGCAACUGUGGAUACUGUCGGUCAGCCAAAGAUUUUCCUGUUCUUUGCUGCUUCAACUUGUGCCUUAAUAUUGUAUAUAAUAAUAAAUGGAUAAAAUGGCAAAAAUG
This is a messenger RNA of Oryctolagus cuniculus (rabbit), 10725 nucleotides long. Lineage: Eukaryota; Metazoa; Chordata; Mammalia; Lagomorpha; Leporidae. The record is from RefSeq and is a predicted model, not a curated record.